Messenger RNA from Paramisgurnus dabryanus, 5008 nucleotides. Its product is annotated as disintegrin and metalloproteinase domain-containing protein 10-like. The record is from RefSeq and is a predicted model, not a curated record. NCBI's taxonomy places the organism in Eukaryota, Metazoa, Chordata, Actinopteri, Cypriniformes, Cobitidae. Gene Ontology annotation, biological process: Notch signaling pathway; membrane protein ectodomain proteolysis. Gene Ontology annotation, cellular component: plasma membrane; synaptic membrane. Gene Ontology annotation, molecular function: metalloendopeptidase activity involved in amyloid precursor protein catabolic process.
AGCACGCAAAGACCCUAACCCGAGACUGAAGCUGUAAACAAUAAAACCCAGCCCGUCCGUCAUCCAUGCACUAAACAUGCAUCUGUCCGCGGUGUCGGUGCUGUUAUCGGUGCUGUUGUGCCUCCUAUGUGGCGGAUUCGCGCGAGGUUAUUACAGCAACCCCUUAAACAAGUAUAUUCGGCACUAUGAGGGUCUAUCGUACGACACUGAUGAAGUUCAUGAAGCUCACCAGAGAGCCAAACGAGCUCUGACCCAUCACGAGAGCUUCUUACAUCUGCAGUUUCACUCUCACGGCAGACAUUUUAACCUGCGGAUGAAAAGAGACACCAGGAUGUUUUCUGAGGACUUUAAGUUGGAGAUGUCUGGACAGGAGGUGGAUUAUGACACCUCUCAUAUCUACACCGGUGAAAUCUAUGGAGAACAGGGCACUCUGAGCCACGGCUCUGUCGUAGAUGGGAGGUUCGAUGGAUUCGUUCAGACCCAUCGAGGGACGUAUUACAUUGAACCAGCUGAACGAUACCUGGAGGACAAAAACGUUCCCUUUCAUUCGGUCAUCUACCACGAGGACGACAUUCAUUAUCCUCAUAAAUACGGUCCAGAAGGCGGCUGUGCGGAUUCAUCCGUGUUUGAUCGAAUGAAGAAAUAUCAGACGUCUGCCGUGGAUGAACCAGCGAAGGAGGUGAACGUGAAGAAAACAUCAGUAAAUGAUCCUGUUGUGCUGAGGAGGAAGAGGAUGACUCAGGUGGAGAAGAACACAUGUCAGCUCUUCAUCCAGACAGAUCAUCUGUUCUUUAAAUACUAUAAGACCCGAGAGGCCGUCAUUGCUCAGAUCUCCAGUCAUGUGAAGGCCAUCGAUGCCAUUUAUCAGGGCACAGAUUUCAUGGGCAUCCGCAACAUCAGCUUCAUGGUCAAGAGAAUACGGAUCAACACCACCAAUGACGAGCGAGAUCGUUCAAACCCGUUCCGCUUCGCCAAUAUCGGUGUGGAGAAGUUUUUGGAGCUAAACUCAGAACAGAAUCACGAUGAUUACUGCCUAGCCUACGUCUUCACGGACAGAGACUUUGAUGAUGGCGUGUUGGGUCUGGCCUGGGUCGGGGCACCAGCGGGCAGUUCUGGUGGAAUCUGUGAGAAGAGUAAAUUAUAUUCUGAUGGUAAGAAGAAGUCUUUAAAUACUGGAAUCAUCACGGUACAGAACUACGCCUCUCACGUGCCUCCUAAAGUCUCUCACAUAACAUUCGCUCAUGAGGUCGGACACAACUUUGGGUCGCCGCAUGACUCCGGGUCAGAGUGCACUCCAGGGGAGUCAAAAAGCCAGGACAAGAAAGAAAGAGGAAAUUACAUCAUGUAUGCCAGAGCAACGUCAGGAGACAAGCUGAAUAACAACAAGUUCUCGGUGUGCAGCAUCAAAAACAUCAGCCAGGUGCUUGAGAAGAAGCGGGGAACCUGUUUCGUGGAAUCUGGGCAGCCAAUCUGUGGAAACGGUCUGGUCGAGCCCGGUGAGGAAUGCGACUGUGGCUACAGCGACCAAUGCAAAGAGGAUUGCUGCUAUGAUGCCAAUCAGCCAGACAACAAGAAAUGCAAACUCAAACCCCACAAAGUGUGCAGCCCCAGUCAGGGUCCCUGCUGCACACCCAUAUGUUCCUACAAGAGCCGCAAUGAGAAGUGUCGAGAGGAAUCCGAGUGCGCUCAUCAGGGAAUGUGUAACGGAGCGUCGGCCCAAUGUCCCACCUCAGAGCCCAAAGCCAACUUCACCGCCUGCCACGGAGACACACAAGUCUGUCUGAACGGGGGCUGUUCAGGCUCAAUCUGUGAGAAGUACGGUCUGGAGGUCUGCACCUGCGCCAGUGUGGACGGCAAAGAUGAGACCGAACUCUGUCACGUUUGCUGCAUGGAGAAAAUGAGCCCGAGCACAUGCAGCAGUACCGGCUCCGAGCGUCUGGCCCGUUUCUUUAAUAAGAAAGUGACGACCCUGCAGGCUGGUUCGCCCUGCAACGACUUCAAAGGUUACUGCGACGUGUUUAUGAAGUGUCGUCUGGUGGACGCCGACGGUCCUCUGGCACGACUCAAGAAAGCCAUCUUUAACCCGGAGCUCUACGAGAACAUCGCCGAGUGGAUAGUGGCUCAUUGGUGGGCAGUCUUACUCAUGGGCAUCGCACUCAUCAUGCUUAUGGCGGGAUUCAUCAAAAUCUGCAGCGUUCACACACCGAGCAGCAACCCUAAACUCCCACCUCCAAAACCACUGCCAGGUACCCUGAAGAGACGACGAGCUCAACACGCCAACCAACAGCAGCAACUUCAUCAACACCAGAACCAACAUCCUCACGCUCACCAGAACCAGAGGCAGGCUCCACGUCAAGCCCAGCGCCAACCCCAGCCGCAACGUCACCACCGCCAGCCCCGUGAGAACUACCAGAUGGGUCAGAUGAGACGCUGAGACCCACGAGCGCCCCCACAGUGCCUGACAUCAGUGGUACUGCAGUCGCCUGAAGCCUCUGGUCCACAGUCACACUGGAGAAACACAUCUGACCUUCUGCAGGGCCAGGACUUUAUCUCAACUUUUAGAGAAGAGCGUUCAUUUGUUCGUUCCUAAUCCUAGACUAUAAGGAGGAGGAGAUUGUUUUGAUUGACAGACACACACACACACACACAGAUCUCUGAUAGUUUUAGAUGUAGAUUCUCUCAGACUGACAGUGGAGCAGCGGGCUUUACUCCAAAGAAUCAAAACCGGCUCAGCAAACCCGUCCACCCCUUCUGAUCUUCACAAUAAACACACAAAUAAUCUUUCUUUUAAAGUCAUGCACUAAACUGGAGCGGUUUACAUCCAUAAUGCUUCCACCCUUCAGAGCCCGAUCCAGCCGUCUGGAGUUUUCUCUUUGGAGUGAAAAGAAAUGAACUUCAUCGUUCGUGCACACUUCCCAGCUCGCUGUGGGAAACACCGAACAAGCUCCGUUACGUUUUUAUUUGGUCUUUUUUCUUUUGUUUUCUCUGCCCUCCUUGUCGUCGGAGUACUCGAGUGGGGUUAUUUGUAGAUAGAGUCACUUCUGUAGUUUUUCUUCGGUUCUAUUUUCUGUUUCAGACACUUGCUUUGAUACAGAAAUAUGUUUUUAGCAGCGUCCAUCCUCAGAGGGAAUGUCAGACUUCGUCAGAAAAGGACUUUUAUUUUGUAUGACCGGAAACGUCAAGCCUUCCCUUUUCCAGCGCGCAGAAGCCGACGGAUCGGUACGGAUUUCGCAGCUGUACAGAGAAACGAUACGAGUUGUAUUAUAUGUGAGAACAAAUUAUUUCUUCUACUGUCGAUAAAGAGAUUUUACCGUUAAAGUUUUGUUGAAAACACUCAGGACGAUCGAGGAGAAACGGAUCAUUCGGAGCUCUCUUUCAUCAUUCCACGCGAUCGAUUUUAGCGUUUACAUUUUUCAUCUCAUGUUUUUGUUUGUUGACAUGUUUACAAUGUUUUGUUGCUGUUCUCGUUGUGUAUAGGUACACUGCACCUCCAGAUGACUUCAUAAAACAAAUGUACUGUUUACUGCCUACCUGAAUGAGGAAUGUGCACGGCACAAACACACACGACACUAAUAAAUGUAUUGGUUUAUGAAGGGUACAUGUAUAUAGAGCAGAAGAUCUCAACUGAAGUUUUCAUAUCAGUACUGAUGAUGAUUUACCUGAAGGUUUACUGCUCCAACAUCUCCUCAUCAGUUUAAAUCUGAAGGACACACAGACAGAAGGAUUCAAAGCUGUUUUAUAUUUGCGAGGAGCUGAUCUCUGUAUUUAUUUGAAAUGAAAGCAUUAUUGAAGUGAUGAAGCGGUCACCAUCAGAGCGUUUAGCAUGACAAUUUACUUUCCAGUCUCUGCUAGUGUCUUUGAAGGCCCAUUUAAAGCAUUAUGUCACUGACGUGUCCCCGUAGUAAUGAUUCAGUGUAGUUUCAUCAUAAGAUCCAUGAGAGGAACUCAUCCAGAGCAAUCAGACCUCAGGGUCGGCCAGGGGUUUAUCAGCUCUGCUCCUGGACCUCCACAGUCCUGCCACUCUCCAACCUUCAGCAGUCGCCGGUGAAUCCAGAUCGUCUGUGUUUGGAGAUAAACUCAGGAUGGUGGCCCUCCAGGAGAAGGAUUGAAAGCUUCAGGGUCAGACAACACAUUAGACUUUGACCUCAGUGAGUCAUAGCAUCAAUGUUCUCCAGCUUCUGAAACGUUUGAAAAGAUUCCUCUCAGUCAGCUGAUCGCAUUAAACCGUCUGUCUGUCCAGUCAUCACAGCCUGCUAAAAUCUGCCUGUUUGAGGUGAAUUACACAGGGUUUGUGAUGUUUUCAAACAUUUCUCACACCAUCAGACGGAGAACUUUUAGAAAAGUCAUCACAGCUCCGACAGACGUUAGUUUUCUGCUCGUCCAUCUUCAUCUCAAACAGACUGUCCUCUUCUCUUGUAAACUAUGUACAGUAACUGGAGAUUAUCUGUUAUAUUUGAAGAUAAAUUUUGAUACUUUUUGUUUGCCUCUUAAAAAAAACAAGUGUGUGAAAUCCAGACCGACCACACAGAGAGACGUUCCCUCGGAGACCUAGAAGUGUGCGUCAGGAUGAACUUUUGUGCACAUGAAGGUUUUUAUUUUCUAUACUGCCAUUGAAGAUGAGAAACAUCAGGAGAAAUGUGAAGUGGUGGUGGUCUGGACUGAAUAGAGGAGAUUGAAUAUUUGCCUGUAUUUGACUUUUAUCUUUUUUUUUUCAUAGUCUUGGUGAAACAUUAUAGAGGAACGUGCACUGAAAACGUCUUAAUUGAGUCAAAAUGUUGUAGGUGAAAAUAGGCUGAUCACUAAAGUUUAAAAUGAAUGAAAAACAUAAACCGAUGAUUAAUUAAUUCUGCUGUCUGUAAAUGUUCACUGUGUUUUAUACAGUAACUUCAGUUUCGUUCACUUUGAACAUUUCUACGUAACAUUUUUUCGGAACGUAUUGUGCGAAGAGAUGUCAUUUUUUUUGGAGUACUUGAAAUGCAUUAAUAAAAAGACCCGGUUGAUUGGCUGG